CUUGAAAGUUAAAUUAUACUGCUCACCGGUAACUAAGGAAUUGCUGUUGACUAACUGGAAAUACAAGUUUUGGGAGAACCACAUUGUUGCAUUGGAAGUUGAAACUCCAACUCAGAUUUCUUUAGUAGAUGAAAUAUCUGGUGAGAAAGAAGAUCUAGAGGUGACACUUCUACCAGCUGGUCACUGUCCAGGAUCAGUCAUGUUUUUGUUUGAAGGUGAAAAUGGCACCGUGCUGUAUACAGGGGAUUUUAGGCUUGCAAAAGGGGAAGCAGCCAGAAUGGAACUUUUGCAUUCAGGAUCCAGAGUAAAAGACAUCCAGAGUGUGUAUUUGGACACCACUUUUUGCGAUCCCAGAUUUUAUCAUAUACCAAGCAGGGAAGAAUGUUUAAAUGGGAUCUUAGAGUUAGUGCGAAGCUGGACCUCACUGAGUAACUAUCAUGUUGUGUGGCUGAACUGCAAAGCUGCUUAUGGAUAUGAAUAUUUAUUCAUAAACCUCAGUGAAGAACUUGGAAUCAAGGUGCACGUGAACAAACUUGACAUGUUCAGAAACAUGCCAGAAAUCCUCUACCACAUUACUACAGAUCGACACACUCAGAUUCAUGCCUGUCGACAUCCUCGGGAUGAGGAGUGCUUUCGAUGGAACAGGCUGCCCUGUGGGAUGACUUGCCGGGAUGGAACCCCCUUGCACAUAAUCAGCAUCAAACCCUCCACUAUGUGGUUUGGGGAAAGGAUCAAGAAAACGAAUGUAAUAGUGAGGACUGGGGAGAGUACAUACAGAGCUUGCUUCUCUUUCCACUCUUCAUACAGCGAGAUUAAGGAUUUCCUCAGCUAUAUCCGUCCUGUGAAUGUGUAUCCCAAUGUACUGCCAGCGGGUGGGACAGAAGACAAAGUUAUGGAAAUAUUAAAGCCAUUAUGCAGGUCAUACAGGAGAAACAUGGAACCCAGGUACAAGCCUUUGGGAACACUGAAGAGAGUCCCCAAGAGAGACUUGUCUGAUACAG
Molecule: messenger RNA, 1001 nt
Organism: Apaloderma vittatum (bar-tailed trogon)
Lineage: Eukaryota; Metazoa; Chordata; Aves; Trogoniformes; Trogonidae
Product: protein artemis
Exons: 11
Biological process (GO): double-strand break repair via nonhomologous end joining; protection from non-homologous end joining at telomere; interstrand cross-link repair
Molecular function (GO): 5'-3' DNA exonuclease activity; damaged DNA binding
Source: RefSeq, a predicted model, not a curated record